AUGCCCAGGGUCCUAGAAACCCCCAAGUGGGACUGGUUGGGUGGGGCUGCCUUCGUGCUGAAACUUCAGCACGUCCAUCAGAGGAUUCUCAAGGGGGAGAUGCUUGGUUGUGGCAGGUCAGAGGAUUCCCAGUCUGGAGGAGAUUGGGGUUAGGAGCUAAGGUAAGAUUGCUGGGAGUUGGGUGGGAGUCUCCAGUGGGUGAUGGCUGGGUCCUCCAUGCCCACUGCCCUGAGAUGGGAAUAGGUAGUACCUAAUACCUAAGCUUACACUGUGCCAGGUGCCAGGUGUUCUAAAUGCUUUACUUCCAGUAAUGGUUUUACUUCUCCACAAUAACCUUCUAAGACAGGUACUAUUAUACCAUUUUACAGAUGGGAAAAGAGAGGGCAAGAAGAUGGCAGAGAUGGGAUAUAAAUCCACGCAGUCCGGCUCCAGAGUCCUCGCUGUAGCCAUCUUGAGGCCUUGUGGCUGCUCUGAUAACGGGCCAGGAGCUGGUCUGGGGCUGGAGAGUAGAUUCCUGGCUUCCAAAGGGGACUGGGGAUCCUAUGCCCCCACAUCCACUGCUUCCUUCUUCUGCCCCGGUUUCCUGGCAAGUGCUGCAGAGGUGCUGUGGCAGGAAGUCCUGUGGUCAUGGCCCCCCAGAAGGCAGGCUCCGCCAGGAUGGGGCCCCUAUGCCUCCUCCUGACUGCCGUGCUGCUCCUGGCCCAGGCGGCGCCGAGGAAGGCCUCUCAGCACUGCAGCCGGAGUACCGGAACCCUGAGGACCUGUGCUGUGGCAGCUGCUUGCAGCGCUUCGGGCCGCCCCCUGCUCGGACUGAAUUUUCGGAAAACUGCGGGCCCGAUGAUGCGGGCAAUCACGUAACGCACCCCUUCAAAGAGUGUCCUCCUGGGCAGUGCAACCCCAACAGCGAGGAGCUAUGUAGCCCUUGUGGCGGCGGAGCAACGGCCCCCACUUCCUUGGGGAGCCGCGGCGGGACCCGGAGGCGCGGCAGACAGCCGGUCCCUAACAAGGAGCCCUGCCCCCUGACACGUGGAAAGCUGAGCGUCCUUAGUUCCCAGGAGCCCAGCUUACCGGCGAUUUCCAGUCUCCUGUGGACAUCUGAGCACAAAGUCCCUCAGCAGGCCUGGCCGAGUUGGAGUUUUGACCUGUCCCUGGUGCUGGUUCUGCUCAUGACCUCAGCAGAAAUUCUCCUGCUCGCCCUGCAAAGGCACCGCCGUCGCCACCACCAGGGGAAAGCUGUCCAACACCCCUAUCCUGGCUUGGUUUGCAACGACCUCAACAUCCACACCCUAUUCUCCUUGCACUUGUCCCCUCCAGGCUCCCUGGAGGCUUCAGAGGCAGGGGACUCAGGGAAGGAGGUCCCUCUGCCUCCACUCCUAGGCAGGGAGCUGCCAAGUCUGGAAUCACAGCCGCUGUCUCGCCUCCUGGAUGAGCUGGAAGUGCUGGAGGAGCUGAUCGUGCUGCUGGAUCCUGAGCCUGGGCCAGGUUGGGGGAGAGCCUGUGGCAGCACUCGACACCUGGCUGCAAAAUAUGGACUGCCUGCUGCCUGGUCCACUUCCGCCUACUCCCUGCAGCCCAGUCGCUGGCCUCGGUGGGCCCUGAUGGAGAUGGUGGUGGCAAGGGAGCCCUCUGCCUCUCUGGGCCAGAUUGGCGCACACCUGCCCAGAGACGGCGGGCAGAUGCACUGCAGGUGCUGUCCAAGCUUGGCUGAGCUGGGGCCUGCCCAGCCUAGUACCCGAUAAAAAUAAAGUUUCCGUUGAAGUAA
This is a messenger RNA of Globicephala melas (long-finned pilot whale), 1762 nucleotides long. RefSeq names its product IGF like family receptor 1 (gene IGFLR1). The record is from RefSeq and is a predicted model, not a curated record. NCBI's taxonomy places the organism in Eukaryota, Metazoa, Chordata, Mammalia, Artiodactyla, Delphinidae. Gene Ontology annotation, cellular component: plasma membrane.